Messenger RNA from Chironomus riparius, 2550 nucleotides. The record is from the annotation of a GenBank genome assembly. Lineage: Eukaryota; Metazoa; Arthropoda; Insecta; Diptera; Chironomidae.
AAAAAUUCAUUAGAAUUAAGAAGAGUUGAGAGAUUGUCAGGCAAAAAAAAAGUGUAAAGGAGAGAAAAUUAUCGAUCUGUGUCACAUAGAAUCAACUGAUGAUGGAAGAUUAACUAUUUUUGAGAUAUCUAUUUAAGGUCAAGGCACAAAAAGUGACUAAAAUAAAUCCAAUUAUUCAAUCGCACACAUUUGAGACGUAAUUAGUAGAUAUAUAACAUUUAUCACCCUUCGAUUAUAAGAACAGUAGAUAAUUAUGGCAAAUACUGCACAUUUAUUUAGAAGGCAAAGUAGUAGAGAUUUGAAUGGAAGUCAUCGUGAUUAUACGAAAACACUUGAUGAACUUGAACUGAAGCGAUUGAAAGAGAAAUUAGUUCGUGCUGAGAGUCUAGGUGGAAGAACCCUUUAUGGAGCAACAAAUCAGGCAUUCAUUUCAGAUGAUGUACUUACGUCAAGACAUCAUAAUAAGCCACCAUCUUUACUUGACAUAUUUGAAGAUCCUCAACCGUCAAUAUCAGCUCCAUUGCAACCACCAGUUGAGCCUUUACAAGAUGACAAUAUUAUCGCUGAUGAAGCACAAGGCGAUGAACGUGAAAGCUGGGAUAGUAAAAUGACUUUCAUAUUAGCUACAAUUGGCUAUGCUGUUGGUCUUGGUAACGUCUGGCGUUUUCCAUAUUUAGCACAAAAAAAUGGCGGUGGUGCAUUCUUAGUGCCGUAUUGGAUAAUGUUAUUCAUUCAGGGAUUACCGAUAUUCUUUCUUGAAUUAGCUAUUGGUCAAAGAUUAAGAAAAGGAGCCAUUGGUGUUUGGAAUGAAGUAUCUCCGUAUCUGGGUGGAAUUGGAAUAUCAUCAGCAAUCGUGUCUUUCAUCGUAGCAUUAUACUACAAUACAAUUAUUGGCUGGUGUCUCAUCUACUUAUUCCACAGCUUUGAGAAUCCACUUCCAUGGUCAGAAUGUCCAGUUCACUUAAAUCCAAACAUGACGUACUAUUAUGAGAAAGAGUGUAAUGAUUCAUCUCCUACGCAAUAUUAUUGGUACAGAUCAACACUCAUGUCAUCACCAAGUGUGAAUGAGCCAGAACAAUUUAAUUUUCCAAUUGGAAUAGCUCUAAUCGUUGCAUGGACACUGAUUUAUCUGUGCAUGGUUCAGGGAAUUACAGAGAGCGGAAAAGUCGUUUAUAUAACAGCAAUUUUCCCCUACGUAGUUCUAAUUAUCUUCUUCUUUCGAGGCAUAACUUUGAAAGGUGCAACAGAUGGUAUAGCACAUUUAUUUACACCGAAAUGGGAAAUUCUACUAGAUCCUGUUGUUUGGCUGGAAGCGGGAACACAAGUCUUUUUCUCUCUAGGACUUGCAUUUGGUGGAUUAAUUGCAUUCAGUAGUUAUAAUCCUGCCAACAAUAAUUGCUUUCGUGAUGCGCUUCUCGUCUCGUUUACAAAUUGUGGAACUUCCAUGUUUGCCGGUGUCGUUGUGUUCUCUAUAAUCGGUUUCAAAGCCACUGCUGCAUAUGAUGCAUGCGUCGAAAGAAAUGAUACGAAAAAUGAGAAAUGUGAUCUUCAAGCAGAACUGUCAAACAGUGCGUCUGGAACAGGUCUAGCAUUUAUAAUAUUCACGGAAGCAAUCAAUCAAUUCCCUGGCAAACAGUUAUGGGCUGUUCUAUUUUUUCUAAUGCUGUUUACAUUGGGAAUUGACUCACAAUUUGGUACUUUGGAGGGUGUCAUAUCAUCAUUAGUUGAUAUGAAGCUAUUUCCUAAUUUACCGAAGGAAAAAAUUACUCUGAUACUUUGUGUUUCAUGCGGUGCUCUAUCCAUUACAUUUGCAAAUGGAGCUGGAAGUUACAUUUUCCAAUUGAUGGAUAGUUUUGCAGGCAGUUAUACACUCUUGAUUAUUGCGUUCUUUGAGUGCGUUGGUGUUAGCUAUGUUUAUGGACUGAGGAGAUUUGCAGAUGAUAUAGAACUAAUGACGGGGAGCAGACCACACAUAUAUUGGAUGCUGUGCUGGAAAUAUAUUAGUCCAAUUGCAAUGUUAACAAUACUUAUCGCUUCAAUUUAUAAUUUAUUAGUUAAUGGCUCAAGUUAUCCUGUAUGGAACCCUGAAUUAGGAAUAACAGAAGAUAAGGAGUGGCCCCAUUGGUGCAUAUUUUUGGCUUGUUGUCUUAUAGGAGUAUCAGUUUUAUGGAUUCCAGUUGUAGCCCUUGGACGAUUAUUUGGAAUAGUAAUAGUUGAAGAUUCCGACCCAGCCUGGUUUCCAACAGCAGAAUUACGUGAUGUUAAUGGAAUUGUUCCACACGAUCCAACCGAAUUUGAACAGGCAAUAUUUUGUUUCCAACCUGAUGGUUCUGAAGGUAUGUGUUGUCCAACAUUUAUAAGUAAUCCCGAAGAAGUAUUACAAGAAGACGAGUAAAUCCAUAUCAAUUUUAAAUUUUUCGAUAGAAUUAAAUUAACAAACAUUUCAUAUCUUAUUUGACAUUAAUUAAAUUAUGAAUGAAAUUUAAUCCCAUCACAUUACAAAACUCAUCAGCAUUAAGUAAUUGAGUAAAUGUAAGUAUUACGUUUGAC